AUGACCGCCCCUGACUGUCCCGCGCCGCCGGCUAGUCCGCCACGCCCCUCCUACCGCGAUGUCCUUCGGUACUGGUGCCAUAAUGAGUAUGAUUCGCCCAUAAAUGGCGGGCAGCUUGGGAGCUCUAAGGCGUUCCGCUUGUGGCAGUUGGACAAUCGAUGCAUUGGUGAUGAGGAGGCCGAAUUCACCGCAUACAUUGAGUCGGAGAAGCGCAGCCGGGCGCGCCGCGAGGAGUCUACGGUGUUACCGGACCUCGAUGAUCCUGAAGGACUUGAGAACGAAAGGCGGUACUGGAAAGAACGGCGUAAAUGGCGCCAGCAAAACGUGAGAGAGAACACUGGCGUGGAUGGCUUCGCUGGGUAUGUGGACGCCGUGAAGCGCCGUUUGGCUGCGCACGGCUUCUUCAAGCCAUUUCGGCUCGAACAGGACCCGAGUCGCCAGGACAGAUUGACGACGUGGAUCGAGUACCUCAACUAUGCCUACUGGUGGGACGACAGAAACAGCGCCCGGCUUGCCGUUCUCCAACCGCAGCAUGAAGAGGCCUGGCGGGAGCUCCAAAAACUGCACCCGGCACCUGGAUACCACAUAACGGAGGCGCUGUUGCUUAGCCGUGAGGAGGCUGAGAAGCGUACUAGGGAGCGAUUGGAAGCCGAGAAGGCCCUCGAGAACGCUAAAACGCAGGCAAAGGCUGUUCUCGAGCUGACAAAACGGGACCGCGACGGACCACAACCCCCUCGCUUCAGUUCUGAGCAGCGCACCGCAAUGGUAACCGAGGCGCAUGCUCGGUACAAGGAGGCUAAGAAUGCCCUGGCGCUUAUCCAGACUCGCAACGAGGCCGCUGCCAGGUUCAGGGACCAAGCACGAGACUACGCCCUCGAAAAGGAAAAGGGAGAUCGCCACAAGACCCUCAUUCGGUGGAUCCUAGACCAUAUUGACGCCGUCGAGGCGGAGAUGAAGCAGGUUGAAAAAGCCAACGAAAGAAUGGACGCGGUACGUGGCCAGCAGAAGAUGCCGCAGGACGUUGACGACGAUGUCUCUUCCCCAGCUCCUGGGAGGAGCACAAGCAAGCCUGAGGACCCGAACGGCGCCCACAAUUCGUUUCCCUCGCAGAGACAGAGAGUAGCCAAGAAAAGCCGCGAAGAAGACCAAGUCGACGAGGCACCCCCGUCAAAAAAACUUAAGGCGAAGCAUGGCACCAGCAACGCCAACGAUGACCCUCCUCCCCCUCGGCAGUCACCAACGGCCCGCAGCCACCGCGCGUCGUCAUCAUCAUCAUCCCCACGAGCUCCCCUUCCAAGCCACAGAGCAUCACCCGGCCCCUUUCCCCUCGACAACCCAGCCCCAAAGCCAUCUAUCCCAAGCCUGUCCCAAUCCCCGAACCAGGCGACAGCCCUAGUCGUACCCUCGCAACCAGCAAGGGCAGAUCAGCCCCAACUCCGGCGCAGCGCCCGCAUCGCCGCCCGCCGCCUAAGAGCAACAGCCGCAUCCCGCGCGGCGGCCGCGCCCUCCGCAGCUCGCUAA
This is a messenger RNA of Thermothielavioides terrestris NRRL 8126, 1521 nucleotides long. RefSeq lists its product as uncharacterized. Bases 1 to 1521 code for a protein of 506 amino acids. The transcript has a single exon. The record is from RefSeq and is a predicted model, not a curated record. NCBI's taxonomy places the organism in Eukaryota, Fungi, Ascomycota, Sordariomycetes, Sordariales, Chaetomiaceae.